UCUAUCCCAGCUCCUCUCCCCACUUUGGCUUUGAGAGAUGAUCACGGAGCUGGUGUGCACCGCCGUGGCAGUGGGUCUCUAUCUGAACACGCUGGACGCGGAUUUCUGCUACGAUGACAGCCGAGCCAUUAAGACCAACCAGGACCUGCUUCCUGAGACUCCGUGGACCAACAUCCUGUUUGACGACUUCUGGGGCACCCUGCUUACUCACAGCGGCAGUCACAAGUCCUACCGCCCCCUCUGCACCCUCUCCUUCCGCCUCAACUACACCCUGCACGCCCAGCGGCCCUGGGGCUACCACCUGCUCAACGUGGUGCUGCACGGCCUGGUCACCGCCCUCUUCACGGCCUUCAGUCGCCCGCUCCUCGGCGGCGGGCCGUGGAGCCUGCUCGCCGGCCUGCUCUUCGCCUCCCAUCCGGUCCACACGGAAGCGGUCGCCGGCGUGGUCGGGAGGGCGGACGUCGGCGCCGCGCUGUUCUUCUUGCUGUCUCUCCUCUGCUACGCGAGACACUGUGGACUCCGCGGGGAGCCGCCUGGGACUCUUCCGGCCGGGCCGCGUGGCGCCUGGUGCUGGGGCUGGAUGCUGGGCAGCCUGUGGUGUGCAGCGGCCAGUAUGCUGUGGAAGGAGCAAGGGGUGACGGUGCUGGCCGUGUCGGUCGUGUACGACCUCUUCGUGUUCCAGAGACUCCGGUUGCGCCAGGCGCUUCUCCUCCUGCUGGGAAAGAAAAAGAACAUCAGUGUUUUGCUGAGUCUUGGCACGCUGGCUUCCUGGGGAGUGAUCCUGCUGUCGGCUCGCUUCUACUGGAUGGGUAAUAAGCCUCCCAACUUCUCCAACUCCGACAACCCUGCGGCUGACUCGCCACAUGUUCUCACUCGAACGCUCACGUUCCUCCACCUGCCGGUGGCCAACGCGUGGCUGCUGCUGUGCCCCGACAAGCUCAGUUUUGAUUGGUCCAUGGACGCUGUGCCCUUGGUCAGGUCCUUGGCCGACUGGAGGAACCUUUACACUGUUGCCUUCUAUGGUGGAUUUGUCCUCCUGAGUUUGUUCGGCAUCCGUGGCCGCACCUCCAUAUCCAAGGAGACCAAUGGGAAAGCCUAUGUGACUAAUGGGAAAUCAAUCACCAAUGGGAAUGGUUACCAUGCUCCUGACACGAACCAUAACACAGACCCGGCCCCGGUGAAGACCACCCUUAACGGGUCAGCUGGACUCCACCACUACCCUGCGCUGACGUCCCUGCCCCCUACAGAAAACCUAGUACUAUUUUCAUUAGGGAUUGUCUCCUUGCCUUUCAUCCCAGCCACAAACCUGUUCUUUUAUGUCGGCUUUGUUAUUGCAGAGAGGGUUCUGUACAUCCCCAGUAUCGGCUUUUGUUUGCUGGUUGCUGCCGGUGCGAGACACCUGUACGUUAGACUGAGGACUAGAGGCUGCAGGGCCUUCAUGUUGUGUCUCUGUGCGGGACUAGUCCUGCUGAAUGGACUCCGAACUGUUCAAAGGAACAGGGACUGGAGCAACGAGGAGAAUCUCUACAAGUCUGGGAUCAGUGUGAAUCCUGCGAAAGCCUGGGGAAACUUGGGGAACGUACUCAAGAACCAGGGCGAGAUAGCGGAGGCAGAGCAGGCGUACAGAAACGCUCUGCACCACCGCAGGAACAUGGCCGACAUGCUGUAUAACCUUGGCUUGCUGCUGCAGGAGAACGAGCGUUUUUCUGAAGCACUGCAUUAUUACAAACUGGCCAUUGGGAGUCGGCCAACACUGGCAUCGGCCUACUUGAACACAGGAAUCAUCCUGAUGAACCAGGGCAACCUGCAGGAGGCCAAGCGCACCUUUCUGACUUGUGCCGACAUUCCCGAUGAGAACUUGAAGGACCCCCACGCCCACAAGAGCUCCGUCACCAGCUGCCUGUACAACCUGGGGAAACUGCUCCAUGAACAGGGCCACCAGGAGGAGGCGCUGUCUGUUUAUCAGGAAGCGGUCCAGAAAAUGCCCAGACAGUUCGCUCCGCACAGCCUUUUCAACAUGAUGGGAGAGGCCUACAUGAGGCUGAACAAGCCGGACGAAGCGGGUCACUGGUACAGAGAGUCCCUCAGGGCCAAGCCGGACCAUAUCCCAGCCCACCUUACUUAUGGCAAACUCCUGUCCAGCAUUGGGCAGAAGACCGAAGCAGAGAAGUACUACCUGAGAGCGAUUCAGAUAGACCCGACUCAAGGCAACUGCUACAUGCACUACGGCCAGUUCCUGCUGGAGCAGACUCGUCUCGGCGAGGCGGCGGAGAUGGCGGAGCGAGCUGCAGAGCUGGACAGCUCGGAGUUUGACGUGGUGUUCAGUGCUGCUCACAUGCUCAGACAGGCCAGUCUUAAUGAGGCAGCAGAGAGGCAGUAUGAGCGUGCAGCCAGCCUGAGAUCAGACUACCCGGCUGCUCUGAUGAACCUCGGUGCCAUCCUCCACCUGAAUGGGAAACUUCCCGAAGCGGAGGACAACUACCUGCGCGCGCUCCAGCUCAAACCCGAUGAUGUCAUCACCCAGUCCAAUCUGCGGAAGCUGUGGAACAUCAUGGAGAGGCAGGGACUUCGGAUCAAGCGUGGGCUCGGGAUGCAGAACAGCGACCUUUGAACUGAGAGAGUUGCUGCUACUGUUCCCUUCAUGAUGUGUCCUCCAGAGAAUGAAGCAGGACCAAAUGAGAAGCUCUCUACAAGACAAGGACCAAUCAUUCUUUAGAGAUGUGGCCUGCGAUGCUUGUUGAAGACGGUGUUGAGGCUUGGCAUGUUUUGGAUUCAAGGAUGUUCUGACGUCACCACCAGCGCUGUAUGGCGACUCAAACGACUAAUGUUACGUUUAUUAUCACAUUUUAUAAAGCAAUGCUCAAUGUCUUUAAAAAGAUGCACUGAAAUCAAAAGGCAAGAAAUUGCGAGGUCCCAAAAAAGAAGAAAAAAAGAUCUCAAAGAUCAGAUGGUUAUUAUUUCACGACCAUGAAAAACGUGGGUAGGCCUAUGUUUUAAAGCACUUAAUUGGAAAGAUGUCGAAAAAGUAUUUAAAUAAUAAUUUCUUCAGGAAAUGUGUCAGUUGUGAAUGAUGCCUUUUGCAUAACACCGUUAGUAGCUGCAGAGAGAGCUGCCCAAGGUCGGAUGAAUGCCCUCAAGUGACCUCACUUUAAAAACGCAACAAAAAAAUGAUACUCGUCGUGGCGUUGGAAAGAAGUGGGCUGACCAGACCUCUGCAGCCCACUCCUCACCUCUGCCUGAGGCUCGCGGCUUGAAGCUACAUUAGCUGCUCCAACCAUCACACAUACACAUUGCUGUCCUAUACCUAAUGGCGGUCAAGUUGCAUUGUGGGUAAUGUGGGCACCAAGGAAGUAGAAAGUGCGAAGUAUUAACAGAUAAGUUGCUCCCAACUGUUUAAAAGACCGGGUUAAAGCAUAAUGCAUAUAGCCAAUUUACAUUCUGUUGUCUGAGUCCCUGAAGAGUGUGUGCACCUGGUGCUCUGUCAAUGCUUGUGACUGUAAACAGUUCAUGGGGAAACUCCUCAGCGGUGCCAAAAGCUUGUACCGAGUCUUUACGCCUCUCGUGCCAAGCAAGAACUGAAAUGUGUCGGGUUCCUCGUGUCAAACCAAGAUGUUUCAUUUCAUGUGAUCAAACUUAAUUUAUUAAUACGUGAUGUUUUUGUGUUAAGAAGCCGACCCUGUGCCGUCACGGUAGCCCGCCCUCUCUGAUUUGUCCACAUAGAUAGGCGUCCGUAUGCAACAUGACAAUUGCAUUCAAAUGUAUUUUUUACGUGUAUUUGUCUUCUCUCUGCUCAGGGACAUCAGGUUGUGGUUUCUGUCACAGAAUGGCUUUGUGACACAGAGAGAGCUUCUUAAAGUGAUGUUGGGUGUUUUUUGACGAUCGUGAUGUUUGUUUAAAUUAUAGAAAAUGUGUUGUGUUUUGUAAAGAAAAGUGAACUUUUUUUCCAUAAUAAAAACAUGUCAGCAGUG
Messenger RNA from Pseudoliparis swirei, 3968 nucleotides. RefSeq names its product transmembrane O-mannosyltransferase targeting cadherins 2a (gene tmtc2a). The record is from RefSeq and is a predicted model, not a curated record. Gene Ontology annotation, molecular function: protein binding; mannosyltransferase activity. Gene Ontology annotation, biological process: protein O-linked glycosylation via mannose. Gene Ontology annotation, cellular component: endoplasmic reticulum membrane. Lineage: Eukaryota; Metazoa; Chordata; Actinopteri; Perciformes; Liparidae.